GAAGAAGUGCAGACACUCGCCCUGGCCCCUCCGUCCUGAAAAGCAGACUCACGCAAACAGCAGCAAACAGCGCGACAGAGUCCCAAGUUGCCGCCGCCUAACUUUCCUAGGCCGGAAGCAGCGUGGAGGCGUUGCCGGAAGUGGAGACCGAGGGCGGCGGAAGGGACAUUUGAUGUGGAGCGGUUGGGCGGGGGGGGCAGCUGCGGAAUUCGAAGCCUGUGGUGCCCGCCGUCCCUCCCAUUCCCCAUCUAGUAACUCUCAAGCUCAGCCCACGUAUCUCCCUGAGUGGAAUCUUGGGCCCCAGACCAAUCGAUUGGGCGGUCAGCCCUCCCCUUCAGCGGCUUGGUCUGUGUUUGGAAAGUUGCCCCGACAACAGCCACUUCCGGGAGGGGGCUCCGCUAAUCCCGUUCAGCCGGUCCGGUCAGAAUCGGCUGCCCUCUCGGGCUGUAUGGAUAGUUGCCCCGGCAGUAGCUACGUACGGGCGUAGAUUGCUGGGCCUCCGCACACCCCAGCCUUCCCCAUUCGGGUUCAGAGCUUGAACUGGCAGCUCCUCUCUGUUUCACUGUUGCUCCUAGCAACAGCUACUUCCGGGCGUGAGUGCAGUUUCCCUCGCACACCGCGGACGCAGGAGCCUGAGGUUCCGGCCUCUGAGCGGCGGUUAGUGCGUCGUGGCUGCUCGCGACCCAGCGACCCUCGGCCGGCCGGACCCGCGGGCCACGUAACUCGGCCCUUCUCACCGCCUCAGCGCCGCUGCGGGACAGCCAUGGUUCUGCUGCACGUGAAGCGGGGCGACGACAGCCAAUUCCUGCUGCAGGCGCCUGGGAGCACCGAGCUGGAGGAGCUCACGGUGCAAGUGGCCCGGGUCUACAAUGGGCGACUCAAGGUGCAGCGCCUCUGCUCAGAAAUGGAAGAAUUAGCAGAACAUGGCAUUUUUCUCCCUCCUAAUAUGCAAGGACUGACCGAUGAUCAGAUUGAAGAGUUGAAAUUAAAGGAUGAGUGGGGUGAAAAAUGUGUACCCAGCGGCGGUGCUGUAUUUAAAAAGGAUGAUAUUGGACGAAGGAAUGGACAAGCUCCAAAUGAGAAAAUGAAGCAAGUGUUAAAGAAGACUAUAGAAGAAGCCAAAGCAAUCAUAUCUAAGAAACAAGUGGAAGCCGGUGUCUGUGUUACCAUGGAGAUGGUGAAGGAUGCCUUGGACCAGCUUCGAGGCGCAGUGAUGAUUGUUUAUCCCAUGGGGUUGCCACCGUAUGAUCCCAUCCAGAUGGAGUUUGAAAAUAAGGAAGAUUUGUCGGGAACGCAAGCAGGGCUCAGCGUCAUUAAAGAGUCAGAGGCGCAGCUAUGGUGGGCAGCCAAGGAGCUGAGAAGAACAAAGAAGCUUUCAGACUACGUGGGGAAAAAUGAAAAAACCAAAAUUAUCGCCAAGAUUCAGCAAAGAGGACACGGCGCUCCAGCCCGAGAGCCCAUCAUCAGCAGCGAGGAGCAGAAGCAGCUGAUGCUGUACUAUCACAGGAGGCAAGAAGAGCUCAAGAGAUUAGAAGAAAAUGAUGACGACGCCUGUUUAAACUCUCCAUGGGCGGAUAACACUGCUUUGAAAAGACAUUUUCAUGGAGUAAAAGACAUAAAGUGGAGACCAAGAUGAAGUUCACCAGCUGAUGACGCUUCUGAAAAGAUGUUAAAUCUAGUUUUCUUUUAGUGUGAAUUUUUUAAAUGGCAGUUAUUCAAGGUUUUAGAACUUAAUAAAUGCAUAGUCAGAAGAAAAUGUGUAAAUCAUUUUUGUUUCAUGUCAGCUAUUUAGUAUGUGAGGGUUUUCUCUGACAAAAUACUAAACCUUCUUUUUCUUCCUGAUUGUUUUGUAUUCUCAUGACAACUGGUUGUAUUGGAGGAAAGCUGAUGACCAGCAGUGACCACUAGAGGCCGCCAGCCACUCAGCGUGCCUUUUUCUCUGGGCCCUCUUUGUAGAUCUAUUGGAAGCCGGACUCCCAGCCUUGCUGGAGAGACUUCUCUAACCCUGCUGCAGGGUCUAACCGUAGCCAGGCGUCUCCCAGUCUUGAAGAUGAAGUUUGCCUCCUAGCUGAUGCCUGUCAGGGCUUGUAUUCUGGGAGGGAAAGCUACAACUGUGAUGGAAGUUGAGUAGCAAACUCAUCCAACCUUGAAACAAAUUCGUCUGUAGUUUCCUUCAUCAGAAUAGAUCUUCUCAAGUCUCCUUCAUCAGGAUAGAUCCUGAAAACAAAUCUAGAUUCCGUAAAGGGUGAUGAUGUCCCCCUGUGGAUGCAGGUAUGACUGUAGGCACAGCUUCAUAGGCAGCUCAGUGACCAACCGUGGGAUGAACGGGGUUGCCAUCAUCCUGGGUUUCUAGGAUGCCUUUGAGUUUAAAGACUAACUCAUCAUCACUGUAAACCAUCCAAGUAGCCUGAAAACUCUGGCACUUUAGCAUCCACGAGACGCCUGUCAGACCGCCUGUGACAACCAGAAGUGGCCCAGACGUUUCCUCAUGCUUGACUUUUGGUGCCUAGGGUCCUGUUCCCCUGGUUAAAGGGAACUUGGUGUGUACGCACUGAGAGAAAGUGGAGGGCGUGGGGCAUCUCCCUGCUCGGGCCUUCCUGCCUUGGUGCCUGUGCUCCCCACCAUCCUGUAAAGACGAACCCUGGGAGCAAGUGGAGGGGGCAUGGGUAUGGGUCCCGCUUGCUGCCAGGCAGUCUUGCCCGGGGCGUGGGGUCCCAGACCUGAUAGCAAAGCCCCGUUCUCUAAAGUGCAUGUAGCUGACUGCAUCUUCUGCCUUACUCUUUUAUUUUCAAAUUUUGUAAAAGCAAAUUUGCAUCUAUUUUCCUUUUUACUCAGUUAUAGUUUUAAAUGUCUCUAUGAAAGAGUUUUGACCUUGGGUGAUGUAGUGUAUGCAAUAAGAUGGUGUGAUUUUAUUUCAGAAACAUUC
Molecule: messenger RNA, 2926 nt
Organism: Sapajus apella (tufted capuchin)
Lineage: Eukaryota; Metazoa; Chordata; Mammalia; Primates; Cebidae
Gene: CFAP298
Product: cilia and flagella associated protein 298
Exons: 7
Biological process (GO): regulation of cilium movement
Source: RefSeq, a predicted model, not a curated record